AUGAGACUAAAGAAGGUUAUACAAAAUACUCAACCUAUUACUAUAUACUUAGUUCCUAUCUUAACAUCUUUUAAUGUUGUCUUAGCUUCAACUUUUACUUUUGGAUUUUUAACAGAACUAUGUACAUCAACUAAAGUAGCAUUAAUAAAAAGUAAAUCAAUAGAGAAAAAAUUAAUUAAGGUGGAAUUAGUAGAAUUAAUAGAGGCAAAAUUAGUAAAAUCAAUCAAGAUGGAAUUAGUAGAAUUAAUAGAGAUAGAAUUAGUAAAAUCAAUAAAGAUGAAAUUGGUAAAAUCAAUAGAGAUAAAAUUGGUGAAAUUAAUAGAAACAAAAUUAGUAAAACUAAUAGCAGAUGUAUUAGCUGAAAUUGAUGAGAAAACAAAAAUGAGAUUAGUAAUUGAAGAGCUAGAUUUGUUAUUAAAAAAACAAUCAAAUAGAUGUAAGAGUUUAUUUGCAAGCAUUAAUGCAAUAUUUACGAUUAAAGUACUAUUAUAA
Racocetra fulgida is the source of this 492-nucleotide messenger RNA. The record is from the annotation of a GenBank genome assembly. Lineage: Eukaryota; Fungi; Glomeromycota; Glomeromycetes; Diversisporales; Gigasporaceae.